Messenger RNA from Xyrauchen texanus (razorback sucker), 1547 nucleotides. RefSeq names its product COMM domain containing 9 (gene commd9). The transcript has 6 exons. The coding region runs from base 67 to 660 and encodes 197 amino acids. The record is from RefSeq and is a predicted model, not a curated record. NCBI's taxonomy places the organism in Eukaryota, Metazoa, Chordata, Actinopteri, Cypriniformes, Catostomidae.
AUUUUGAAACUUGGACGCUGCUUCGGGGAUUCACGUGACAUUGACUUUCAGUUACAACAUUUUAACAUGGCUUUUCUCACAGAGGAGAAAUUCGGUGCUUUGCAGCUGCUGUUAAAGGCUCCAUCUAAAGAUGCAGUGCGGCAGAUCUGCACAGAGAGUUUCUCAGUCGGAGCGUUAAAGUCUCAGGCUCUACUGGAAAACACAGCAAAUUCACUAUCCGUGUCCAGAGAUGAAGCGAUUCAGGUGCUGACAGCUUUUCACACACUGUCGCAUCACGUCGUGUUCCAGAAUUUAACCUCUCCAGAACAGAUCCUGUCUGUCUUUCCAGAAUCAUUCCACUCAAAUUUGAAAAAUCUGAUCACCAAAAUUAUCUUGGAGAACAGUGUCUCGUGGAGAAAUGAAGCUUUGUCCAAUCAAAUUUCACUGCCAAAGCUGGUGGAUAUGGAGUGGCGAGUGGACAUGAAGACGUCCUCGGACUCGUUGAGUCGAAUGGCAGUGCCAACAUGUCUGCUGCAAAUGAAGCUUCAGGACUCUCCGUGCAUUAACAGCAGUGCAAGUGAGUCCAGAGUUACAGUGGAGCUGAGCAGAGAGACGUUGGACACCAUGAUAGACGGUUUGGGUCGCAUCAGGGAUCAGCUGACUGUAGUGGCAAGGAAGUAGAGAAUGGGAGACUUCACCAUCACACCUGUUUAUUCGAACACAUUCAAACAAAGAAUCAUCGGACACCGGAAGAAUGUCGUCAAUGUAAAGGAAGAAAGGACAUUAAAAGAUUUGUAAACUUGGUUACUGGAUGUAGUUUAUAAAACAGAGUUUGCUCAUGUUUUGAUGUGUGGUAUGUUUCAUGUAUAGAAUGUUUAUGUAAAAGUUGUCCUUUACAGACUUUUUUUUUUUUCGUUGCAGAAGUACUUGUAUGGAAGCCCGUUUCUGCCACAUGAAAAUUAUUAGAAUUUUUUGUGUGAAUUUGGCCCACCCAAUGAAACCUGAUACGGUGAUAUAUUUUGGAAAUAAAAAAAUCUUAAUUAUUAGAUUCAAAGUCAUUAUUUUUAGAUUAAAAGUAAUAAAACAACAAUUUUUAGGUGGAAGGUCAAUUAUGAGAUUAAAAGUAACAAUUAUGAGGGAAGUUACAAUUUUGUAAAUCAUGAGAUACAAAGUCAUAAUUAGGAGAAUUCCUAAUUAUGAGAAUAAAAAUUGUAAUUAUAAAAAUAAAAAUUAUUUGACUAGAAUCUCAUAAUUAUGACUUACUCAUGACUGUAUAUAUUUUUUUGUCAUACGACUCAUUAAUAUGACUCGUAAAUCAUGAGAUAUAAAGUCAUAAUUGUGAGAUGACGUCUCAUCGUUGAGAAUUGAGUAAAAAUGAUGAGAUUAAAAUUUGUAAAUAUGAAAUAAAGUCAAUUAUUAGAUUAGUAUCUCAGAGAUAUGACUUAAUAUAUCAUCAUUUUGACUUCUAAUUAUGAUUAAUUUCUUAUAGUGACUUAAUCUCAUAACUGAUCUCAUUGUUUUGACUUUAUAAGACUAUAAUUAAUAUGACUCGUAAAUCAUAAAAUAUG